AUGGGCUCUACCUUCUCCAAGACAAAGAAAUCCGCGUUUCGCGCCCAAAAGGCCAGUCGCCCGGAGAUUCACAGCUCCGGCACCUGUCACUCAUGCGGGGCCACAGCCCAAGUGGCCAAGCUAUCCUGUGCCCACAUGUACUGCCAGCACUGUCUGACUCGCAAGUUCGCCGCGGCCGCGAACAAGAUGUACUACAUCCCGCCACAGUGCUGCGGUGCUGCCAUCCCGCUGGCAACCGCCCGUCGCCUGCUGGACGGGACGCUCGUCUCGCGGAUCGAAGACAAAGCGGCCGAGAUGCGCGACGCCAACAAGACGUACUGCUCCAACCGGCCAUGCGGGCACUACCUCCCCUCAGAUACCUUCCGGGACCAGCAGCACGUAUGCCACUACUGCGUGCAGACGACCUGCACCAAGUGCAAGGGCUCGAGACAUGUUGGGGCGUGUGAGAUGUGUCCGCGCUGCUUGCGUCCUGCGCAUUCGUUCUCGUGCAGUGACGGCACGGACGACCUCCUCGACUUGGCCGAUGAUGAGAUGUGGAUGCAGUGUCCCGGUUGUGGGAUUAUGGUGGAACUGGAGGGAGAGGAGUAUAACAUGAUGUGUUACUGCGGUACCAAGUUCUGCUACAACUGCGGAGAGGUCCGGACUACUUACCACAUCCACAAGGAUCUGGAUGAGAAAGAGGAGGAUUGGUGA
Aspergillus terreus NIH2624 is the source of this 693-nucleotide messenger RNA. RefSeq lists its product as uncharacterized. Gene Ontology annotation, cellular component: ubiquitin ligase complex; cytoplasm. The coding region runs from base 1 to 693 and encodes 230 amino acids. The record is from RefSeq and is a predicted model, not a curated record. Gene Ontology annotation, biological process: ubiquitin-dependent protein catabolic process; positive regulation of proteasomal ubiquitin-dependent protein catabolic process; protein polyubiquitination. Lineage: Eukaryota; Fungi; Ascomycota; Eurotiomycetes; Eurotiales; Aspergillaceae. Gene Ontology annotation, molecular function: zinc ion binding; ubiquitin conjugating enzyme binding; ubiquitin protein ligase activity. The transcript is spliced from 2 exons.